Messenger RNA from Helicoverpa armigera (cotton bollworm), 1961 nucleotides. RefSeq lists its product as uncharacterized. Gene Ontology annotation, biological process: cilium assembly; cilium movement involved in cell motility. NCBI's taxonomy places the organism in Eukaryota, Metazoa, Arthropoda, Insecta, Lepidoptera, Noctuidae. The record is from RefSeq and is a predicted model, not a curated record. The coding region runs from base 71 to 1474 and encodes 467 amino acids. The transcript has 7 exons. Gene Ontology annotation, cellular component: microtubule cytoskeleton; nucleus.
UCAAUUGAUUCAAAACAUAACCUAAGGAAACAUCUACAUCUGACCACACAAGAGUUCAUAAAAAAUCAGCAUGUUCGCUGAGCCCAGCUACCUUGGGUCCUUUGGACUGGAAGACCUAAGGCUCCUAAAUGACAAACUGAAUGCCGAGGUAGUUGAGCGAGUGAACGAUACACAGGAGCUGGUGAUGCUCAACAACUUCGCGCACGAGAGCAACGAGUUUCAGUUCAAGAAGUGCUUGCAAGAGAGGAUAUCAGACAUCGCGUCCUGGCGCUGGGUGCUGGAAGACCUGACGAAGCGGCUGUCAGAAGCAUCGGCUACUCUCGAGUAUGAACUGAAUGCUUUACACGUGGUCGUCACCAGGCUGAAGAAUGAAAUAGAAGUACAUUCGCAAGACAGGAGUAGACCUGGAGUCCUGAGUCCGCUGUCCGAUAGCGUUGAAGAUGCUAUCUUGCAGGAAUUUGAAUUCCUCCGCGAGCAAAAGAAGAGUUUCGAGAAGAUGACAAAAGUUGUAGAGGUGCAGAUUGCUGCUAUUGAUAAGACCAAGAAGAGGAUAGCAGCAGAUAUCCUGCAAAAAGAUCAGGCGCUGACCGUGGAGGAAGGUUGUGGGAAGAUCACUUGUGCGAUGCCAAGUAAAUGCGAAUGUGUACCAAAGCGAAGUAAAAAAAAGAGAAAGGCAUCACCAGUCACCCGCUGGGAGAGGCGCUGCGUUAUGUUGAAGACGGCUGGUCUGCGGGCCCUCAGUAACGCCAUUAUUGCUAGACAACAGGUGCGUGGAGCGAGGGUUCACCUCUCCAUAACCGCGCAAGCAUACGGUGCAAGAGUAGACGCGGCGCUACGAAGACGUUUGAACUCAAAUAAGGUGAAGUUGCAAGAUAUCUACUGGCAGAAAGAAGAGGCGAUGCGCGACUACAAAGCUCUAGAAGAAGAAUUGACAACAACAGAGCAGAAUCUUCUAGAAACGAUGGAACAAGAGCGUGUAGUUGAGGCAAGAAUAGCUGACCGUUCUAAGCGGCCCCCUGGAGAAUUCACCAGGGACGAGGUGGAUAGGAAGCUAAGGGAUGAGCUGGGAAGAUUGAGGAACUUCACCAAACAGUUGAAAAACAACCAUGAUAGGAUCAUUAAUCUGCAACACCACUUAACGGACUGUAUGACACGAAUCGACUGCUGUGCCGAAGACAUCUUGCGUGUCCUUCGUUUAGACAACGAUAGGGUCGCUCAAAGGCUUGGAGAGGACCCUACGGAAUUGCCACCGCCACCUCCAGUCACUCCCACCAUGACUAUGACCGUGACACCGGCCAGUGACAGUGCAGAAAACCUGCCUCUAGAAUGCGGAUGCGAUCCUGACUAUGACGACUCGUGCCCAGAGACAGAUGUGUACAAUGACUCAUCAACGAAAGCUCUCCUCGAAGCAUCUUUGCAGUGCAUUCAAGAAGAAGACGAAGACUACGAUGAAGACUACCCUUUUGAAGAUUAAUUUAUUAAAAAGCAAGUUCAUGUGGUAGUCCUUUUAAUUCUAAAUCAAAACACAGUUCGAAAAAAUGAGUUACGUAAAUUAAUUCCAAUGCUUUCUAUAAAAGCGACGAUUGAGCAUCAAUUUAAUUUUAUCCGUCGUAGAUUAGAUUAAAAAUUUCGCGUUUUCGAUCAUACCUAAUUACCUACUUACUAAUGACACUUACUGGGUUGCCAACUAUUCGAAUAUAACGCUAGAAAAAUUACGAGUCGUUUCAGUAUUCAUUUGAUUGGUAUGAAAUAAAAACAUUGUCCCUGUAAAUUAAAUGUAAGGAUGUCUCUUUUUUAAUAAAAAAAAUACAAUGGUUCUUUUAAUCAUAUUUAUUUUGAAAAAAAUCUAAUAACUAAUUUAACAAUAUCACAAAUAAAAAGUAAUUGUCCCAAUGAAAAAAAUUAAAGUAUCCAAAAACAAUAUUAUACAGUGUUUUUAUGUUGAUAUCUAAAAAAAAUAA